Messenger RNA from Schizosaccharomyces cryophilus OY26, 3206 nucleotides. Its product is annotated as ribosomal protein subunit L19. The transcript has a single exon. Gene Ontology annotation, biological process: translation. Gene Ontology annotation, molecular function: structural constituent of ribosome; large ribosomal subunit rRNA binding. Gene Ontology annotation, cellular component: ribosome; mitochondrial large ribosomal subunit. The record is from RefSeq and is a predicted model, not a curated record. The coding region runs from base 848 to 1363 and encodes 171 amino acids. Lineage: Eukaryota; Fungi; Ascomycota; Schizosaccharomycetes; Schizosaccharomycetales; Schizosaccharomycetaceae.
AGUUGCUCUUCUUUUGUAAGGGUUUUUACUUGUUCAUCUCUCCUUGUAAAUUUAAUCUGAGCAAUUGGAAUUGCAAACACCCAAACCAACAGAAUGGAUCCUAUAAAAGGCGCACCCACCCAAAGCAAUGGGUUUCGCUUGGAUUUGUUACGAUACCAAAGUUUCCAUUCAAAAAAAUUUGGCAUGGUUUCUAGAUUUGAAAAAUUGUUGAAUCCAAAAUUAGAAAUUCGUUGAACUAAGCAAUAUUCGGGCUUUUGUACGGAGGAAGACAAUUAUCAAGCGAGACAAGAAAACGAAUAUGUCAACCACUUAUGAUUCUUUUUAUCUAUUUUAAUUUCUUCUUUCUUUUUCUUCUUCCUCUAUUUUUUUGUUUAUUUUUUGUUUUUUGGGUAGGGAGAGUACAUCGAGGAAUUACAUUCUUAUGCUUGACUUUGGCUCUCUUUUCUCUUGAAACAAAAAUGAAAGGGCGAAAGAAGAAAAGGGAAAGUAGGAUGAAACGUUACAAACAACGACUGCUGUCUUCAAUUUCUUUUUUUUUUUCUUUACUCCAUUUGGAACCCAUAAAACUAUCAACAUGUAGUUCUCUGUUCCUUAGGCAAAGUUCACUUCUUUGCUACUCUGUUGAAAGAGUCGAUUAAUUGCUUUCUUUCUUUACAAAACCGUUGGAUGCUGUUCAUAUUUAAGGCCUUUUGGUUGCCAUACCUGCUCGUUCUGUACCUUCGUUCUUACAAGAAAAAUAUUAAUCUUCCAUUUAGCUUUUAUUUCUCUUCAUCCUUCUUUGAAUUAGAAAAGCAUUUCAAGCCUAUAUAUAUGUCUUUUCCAGCAGUUUUAUGUUUGUUUACUUCGGAUGUUACCUGGUGGGUUGUUACCGCUCUUACACCUGAAUGAAUGCUCCAAGAGCACCCAAAAAGAACUUGGAACGAACCAAAUGGCGACUACAAAAGCGUCUCUUGUCAAACUUAUUGUUCCUGCCGGAAAGGCAGCUCCUACUCCGCCAAUUGGUCCUGCCUUGGGUGCUCGUGGUGUGAAAAGUAUCGACUUUUGUAAAGAAUUCAAUGCGCGUACUGUAGGAUACGUUCCUACCGUUCCUAUUCCCUGUCGAGUCACAGUAACUCCCCAAAGGAAAUUCACAUUCACAAUCCAUACACCUCCUACUAGUUGGUUGAUUUGCAAAACUUUGGACAUUGAGAAAGGAUCUAGUUCAGCAAAACAUGACAUCAAAGGACAACUUAGCUUGAAACAUGUUUAUGAAAUUGCAAAUUUGAAAAGCACAGAUCCUUCUUUAAAAGGAACAGACUUGAAAUCAUUAUGUAAAAGCGUCAUUGGAACAGCGAAAAGCAUGGGGGUUCAAGUUGUUCUGUAGAAGUUUGUAAAGUGAAGCUCUUCCAUUCUACCUACCGUCUUCUUCUCCUAAGUGGAUAAAGUUUUUUCUCCUCCAAUUUUUUUUUCUGUAUAGUUUUCUGAUUUCCCACCUCUUUUUCACUCUCAUUUUGGUUCAAAACAAGUAAUCUAAAGUUUGAUGAAUAAUUAUAAUAACAAAUUCUGUUUCGAGUCUUCGAUCUCGUUUUUAAUCAAUUCAUUUCUACUAGUUUACUAAAAUUUUUGGUUUGUGAUACGGAGGUACAUAUACCUCUUCGUGUCGCGCGCACGAAUCUAUUUGCAAGCAUCACCUCUCAAGCUUUUAGAACUUUCGAUUUAUUCAUCGUAUUAUAACAAUCGCAACAAAAAUGAAAGAUAUUUAACAAACUUCAAAGAACCGAUCCAUCUACUUUUACGAUUACUCUAAAGGAAGACCAAGUUGCUUCUUUACUUCCACAACAGCAUCUCUGUCACCAGUAUUUUUCAUGAUAUCAUCACUGAUCUUGACAGCCUUGGCUCCAUUGGCACUGUGUAAUUUAAUUACGAUAUUCAUGGGUUUGCUCUUUUGGUCUGGCUUUGAAACGUGAUUAAAAUCACUGGUGAAAUUUGUACCAAUCCCGAAUGAAGACUUGAUGCCAAACUUCUUACCGUAAUUGUGCAAAUUGAUGCAACGAUCAACGUUCAAAGCGUCACUGUGAACAAUCAUUUUUGUGGAAGGGUCAAUACCUAGUGAUUGGUAAUGCUCAACAAUCCUUUCAAUGUAUUCUUCAGCAACUCCGCUGUCCUGUCGAACACCAUGAAAGACACUGGCCAAAUCAUCAGGAGUCUUUGCUGUAAAGUUCCGUAAGAAAACAUCGGUAGAGAAAGUAUCAGUGAGAGCAAUUAACAGGCUUUUACCAAAUGUCUGAACCCACUUUUCUGAAGCAACUCGAUUAGCAUCCGUAUAGUUCUUCGUAAUAGCAGCAACGCCCAUAUACCACUCAUGGGCGACGGUACCAGACACCUGCAGAUCAUACUUUUGUGCAAAAUGCACGUUGGAGGUUCCAAGAAAACGGCCAGGUCCUUCAACGUCUUGCUGAGCUUUAAUUAACCCUUGCAACAUAACAUCUUGAGCAUGGUGAUCACGACGACGACGACUACCAAAGUCUGUAAAAAAACAUCCAGCAUUUAUAAGGCGUUUUCCUUUUUCGUAAGCCUUCUCAAAUUGUCCUUCAGAGGACCAAUCGGUGUCAACGAAUUUGAAGUAGGCCUCUGAAACAAGAGCAAGCAAUGGAAUUUCAUAAAAAAUGGUGUGUUUCCAGAGUCCUUUUAUUGUAAUGGCGAGAUCCUUGGUAUCCUUAUUAUACUCGAGGAAAACCGUGUUUUCUGGAUCAAAGGCAUAGGCAUGCAUAAAUUCAUAAAAGGAAUCCUUCAAAUAUGGGCAACGAUGACGGAGCCAAGCCUCUUCCUCAGGAAGUAGCUUGAGGUUUUUCAAAUUUGAAAUCCCUUGUUUUAACCAUGCUACGGCCUCCUCGUUUAGUGCCAUUUCAGGAGAACGAUUUGUAUACACAUAGGAAACCUCAGCUGUUGGAUAAUGUUCCAACACAGCUUGCAACAUGGUCAACUUGUAAAGGUCAGUGUCUAGAAUAGAAGUCACCGCUUGUGUAGUCAUUUUUACGAAGCGAUGUCAAUUUGGUUUAAAAAAGACCGAAGAAAAUUUGGAAAAAAAGUGAUUUACUAUAGUUAUUAGCACGUAAGAAGCAUUCAACUUCAUACCAAACAAGAUAUACACCAAAAAAGGGUUAAAACACACAAUUACAAUUAGCUGGAACCGACUUGCAAUGUAUCGUAUAACGCAUCAAUUGUUU